Messenger RNA from Nezara viridula (southern green stink bug), 1421 nucleotides. NCBI's taxonomy places the organism in Eukaryota, Metazoa, Arthropoda, Insecta, Hemiptera, Pentatomidae. The record is from the annotation of a GenBank genome assembly.
AUUAAGUAGAUUUAGAUAUUCAAUAUUUCCCAUACAGGGUGACGUCACUGUAAGUUGCUCUUAGAUUUCUUAAGGACAAUUGAAUAUCUAGGUGGUAUCCUUGUAUCAUUCGUUAUCGUCCAGCCCAACUUUCAUAAUAUAUCGUUGAUCUCUUGUUAGUAGGGUAUUGUGGUUCUAUUAUUCUUCACAAAUGUCGGAAGAGAAACAGUAUGCCGAAUCGCUUAGGUUGUGCCAGAUAUUUAAAUGUGAUAAUUUUGAUGGAUAUGGUUUUAAUUUGUAUGCUGAAAAAACAAAACCUGGUCAAUACAUUGGAAAAGUGGACGAAGGUUCACCCGCUGAAGCUGCUGGCUUGAAGGAAGGUGACAGAAUUAUAGAAGUAAACGCUGUCAAUAUUGCAAAUGAAAAUCACAAACAAGUUGUUCAGAGGAUCAAAGCUCUUCCUCAUGUUACUACUCUUCUAGUGAUAGAUGCUGCAGGAGAUGAGUAUUACCGCACUAAAAACAUUGUUUUGAAGAGUAGUUUACCGUUUGUUGUCCAUCUGCAAAAUUCACCUGAUCCCUCAAAAAUUGGAUUUAAUGAAAUGAAAAAUUCUGAAGAUACACAGUCACAAAAGUCAACAAAAAGUGCCCAAUCGUCUGAAAAUGAGAAUAUGCAAACUUCAUUGGACAAUUCACCUAGUGAAGAAAUUAAUCAAAAUGAUGACAUCAAUCCUAAUGAUCUUAACAACCAAAAUAACAGUUUGAAUUUAAAUAUGACAGCAAAAGAAUUGCGGGCCCAACUUGCUGCAAAAAAGAAGUAUGAUCCUAAGAAAGAUCAAACAAUUGAUUUCAAGAAAAAAUAUGAUAUAGUCCAAAAGUUAUGAUAAAAGUUUUUAUUUUAUAUUUUUGUUUUUUUCUUGUAAAUGUUACCACAUUCCUUGUACAAAUAUAAUUUUUUUUUUUUCUAAAACAUUUCACUUCUCUGUUCUUUUAUAUUACCAUUAUAAUUGUUUCGUAUUUUAAUUCUAAACAACAUGAAAAGGGAGAGGGAAAUUGAAACUAUAUUUUAUCAAUAAUUUUAUUAUUUAAGAAGUUAUUUAAUUAAAACAACUAUUAUAUGUUGAAUAAUUGUAAUAUAGAAUAUCUAAAUAAAUUAAAAUAGUGAUAGUUAUUAUUUUAAAAAAUUGUAUAUCAUAGAGAUCUGUUAACUUCUACAAAUUCAGGUAAUUAAAUGAAACUAAUGAUAUUAUUUAUAGUUUCUAAAAUUUAUGAAUUAUGAGCAAUGGUUGAUAAAUGAGGAAGGCUGUAUUUACACUGAAGAUAUACACAUAUAUAUUUAAGCUUAUGGCAUUUGUUAUAUUAUAUUUGUUUAUAAAUAAAUAUAUAUUUUAUUCUAUCUUUUAUUAAUUUAUGGAUGAUAAAAACCUUUUAAAUAUAAAAAAA